Kogia breviceps (pygmy sperm whale) is the source of this 4788-nucleotide messenger RNA. RefSeq names its product ADAM metallopeptidase domain 33 (gene ADAM33). The record is from RefSeq and is a predicted model, not a curated record. Gene Ontology annotation, biological process: proteolysis. NCBI's taxonomy places the organism in Eukaryota, Metazoa, Chordata, Mammalia, Artiodactyla, Physeteridae. Gene Ontology annotation, molecular function: metalloendopeptidase activity.
GCGGCGGGCCGGCUGCAGAGGGCGUGGGUCCGCCGCGAUCCAGCCGGGGCGGAGCCGAGAGCUGGGAGCCGCAGCUCAGAAGCUAGGCGCUCACAGCUAUGUGCCCGGGGUAUCAGAGAGCUCGAGGGUCGCCGGCGUUGGGGCUGCUGCUGCUACUGAGGCUACCGUGGCCGGUGUGCGGGGCUGAGGCGUUUCAAGGAAGCACCCCUGGAGAGCCAGUCAUCCUGCACUGGGUUCUGGAUGGACGACCCCGACACAUGGUCACCCUGGAGCAGCCGGUCUCGAAGCUAGAGGUGAGGCUGGUGGCCUUGAAGGCUGAAGGCCAGGACCUCCUGCUAGAGCUGGAGAAGAAUCACAGGCUGCUGGCUCCAGGAUACACAGAAACCCACUACAGCCCAGAUGGGCAGCCAGUAGUGCUGUUCCCCAACCACACGGAUCAUUGCCACUACCAUGGGCGUGUGAGGGGCUUCCUGGACUCCUGGGUAGUCCUCAGCAUCUGCUCUGGGAUGAGGGGCCUGAUCACACUCAGCAGAAAUGCCAGCUAUUAUGUGCAUCCUUGGCCAGCUGGGGACUCCAAAGACUUCUUGACCCACAAGAUCUUCCGGACGGAGCAGCUGCUCAGCUGGAAAGGGGCCUGUGGCUACAGGGACCCAGGGGACAAAAGGGACAUGGCCAGCCUUUCGUGUGCCACCCAGAUCAGGGAGAGGCGGGAGUCCCUGGGGAGCCCGAGGUACCUGGAGCUGUACAUAGUGGCGGAUCACACCCUGUUCUUGACCCAGCACCGGAACUUGAACCACACCAAACAGCGUCUUCUGGAGGUCGCCAGCUAUGUGGAUCAGAUUCUCAGGACUCUGGACAUUCAGGUGGCGCUGACCGGCCUGGAAGUGUGGACCAAGGAGGACCAGAGCCGCGUCACGCCAGACGCGAACGCCACGCUCUGGGCUUUCCUGCAGUGGCGACAGGGACUGUGGGCGCGGCAGCCACACGACUCGGCUCAGCUGCUCACGGGCCGCGCCUUCCAGGGCGCCACCGUGGGCCUGGCGCCGGUCGAGGGCAUGUGCCGCGCGGAGAGCUCUGGAGGCGUGAGCACCGACCACUCGGAGCUCCCCAUCGGUGCUGCAGCCACCAUGGCCCACGAGAUAGGCCACAGCCUCGGCCUCAGCCACGACCCCGACGGCUGCUGCGUGGAGGCAGCGGCGGAGCAGGGCGGCUGCGUGAUGGCCGCAGCUACCCGGCACCCAUUCCCGCGAGUGUUUAGCGCCUGCAGCCGCCGCCAGCUGCGCUCCUUCUUCAGCAAGGGAGGGGGCGCGUGCCUCUCCAACGCGCCGGACUCCGGCCUCCUGGUGCCCCGGGCGCACUGCGGGAAUGGCUUCGUGGAAGAGGGCGAGGAGUGCGACUGCGGCGCCGGCCAGGAGUGCCCGGACUCCUGCUGCUAUGCCCACAACUGCUCACUGCGUGCGGGGGCCCAGUGCACCCACGGGGACUGCUGCGCACACUGCCUGCUGAAGCCGGCGGGUGCGCCUUGCCGCCGGUCUGCGGGCGACUGUGACCUCCCUGAAUUCUGCACGGGCGCCUCCCCCUAUUGCCCCCCCGACAUUUACCUACUGGACGGCUCGCCCUGCGCCAGAGGCCGCGGCUACUGCCGGGACGGCGCGUGUCCCACGCUGGAGCAUCAGUGCCAGCAGCUCUGGGGGCCUGGCUCCCGCCCAGCCCCGGAGGCCUGUUUCCGGGUUGUGAACUCUGCGGGAGACGCCCAUGGGAACUGCGGCCAGCAGGGCGACAACAGCUUCGUUCCCUGUGCGCAGAGCGAUGCGCAGUGUGGGAAACUGCAGUGCCAGGGCGGGGAGCAGAGCGCACUGGCGCCACACAUGGUGCCAGUGGACUCCACCGUAUCCCUAGGCAGCCUCCAGGUGACCUGCAAGGGAGCCCUCGUGCUGCCCGGCACCCAGCUGGACCUGCCUGAUUUGGGCCUGGUAGAGUCAGGCACCCAGUGUGGACCUAGAAUGGUGUGCCAGGAAAGGCGCUGCCAGAACACUACCUUCCGAGAGCUGGAGCUCUGCCUGACCGCCUGCCAUGGUCGCGGGGUUUGCAAUAGUAACCAUAAUUGCCACUGUGCUCUGGGCUGGGCUCCGCCUUCCUGUGACAAGCCAGGGUUUGGUGGUAGUGUGGACAGCGGUCCUAUGCAGCCUGAAAGCCAGGACACCUUCACGCUGGCGGUGAUCCUUAGUUUUCUGCUGCCUCUGCUCCCUGGGGCUGGCCUGGCCUGGUGCUGCUGCCGGCACCCAGAACUCCGUCUCCAACAAUGCCUUUGGGGCUCAAGGAGGGACCCCAUGUGCAGUGGCACUCUUCCCCCACCUAUUGCUCCGCAGACCUUGAGAACUCUGCCAGAGCCUAACAGCCACCUUGAGAAGCCUGUGCCCCACGGCCCUGCUUGUACCCCCAAGCAGGUAGAGUCCAAAAGCCAAGAUCCUGUCUCUGGUGAAAAGUGACUCCUGAGAUGAGAAGACUUAAGGACAGGUGGCUACUGCCAGCCACACCAGGAACUUGGACCCCGCCCCCUAGGGGCGGAGCCAGCGAGUCAGCAGACCUCUUGCACCUUCAGGCAGCUUCGAAAUUUCUUCCCUGAGUUACCGCCACACCACCUACUCCAGGACCUUGGAGCCUCAUCAAAAUUUGCUCAGUGCUGUCCCCAUUCCUUAGGGCUGCGGGAUCCUGCUAGGGUACACCCUCCAGCUCAAGCAAGAAUCCAUCAGUCCCAGGAGGGAAGGUCAUGUAGUCAAUGACCUCCUGUCACUAGGGGGCGCUGGGUCAUGCUGGGCACCCAGAGAGGCCUAUGUCCAGGCAGCCUAGGUGUGUCUGCUACACUCACUUUAUUCGGACCUAGCUCUUUGGAGGACAGUGACUGCUGGGCCAGAAACCUGGACUCUAGGGGCCCUACAUUUCAGACUUAAGUCCACUUCCCUGGAGCCUGGCCCCUGCAAAACAAACGAAAUCCUUGGGACCUUCCUUCCUGCCGUCUCCUACCCUCUCUUGUCCCUCAGAUGCUUCCUCAGCCCCACCCCACUUCUAGUCCUUAGCUGAGGUUUCAGAGAAGCAUGGGGCCUGCUGCAGUCCCCUUACUUUGGACAUUAAUCAGCCUGUCCUCCAUUCCAUGGAAGGGGACAAAGGAAGCCAUUUUGGAAAGGACACCAAAGUAGAAGUCAGAAGAAAGACAUGUUGCCCUGGGACUUCUGUCUUUUCUGUCUGUAAAUUCAACACCAUAGGGCUCCCUGAGGGUGACAAAGGGUGGUGGCUGGUGGGUGGAGCCUCAGAUGACAGCCAGGCUCCGUAUGUAUGGGGCAUAGGAUGGUGUUGCUUAGCUUGAAUGUUCCCUUUGCUCCACCUCUCCUGCCUCCCCUGGAUACUCUCAGCAGCCAUUUACUCUCUCCCCUUGCUUCAUGCAAAAGUUGCUGAGUGACCUUCUUUAUCAGCUAGCUGUUGCUACAUAACAAGACCAACCCAAAACUUAGUAGCUUAAAACAAUAACCAAUUCUGUGAAUUGGCAAGUCAGCUGGUGGUUGGUCUCAGCUCAGCUCACUUAUACAUUUGCAAUCAACUGCUGGUCGCUGCUUCUGGGGUUGGCUGGCUGUUGGCUAGGGUGAUGGGGAUAAGCCGGCUAGCCCAGGCCUGUUCACAUAAUAGCUGGGGAGGGUUCUAAGAGAGCAGGACCAGGAUUAGAGUGAGACAAGGGAGGCAUUCACCUUGGGCACAAAAAGUAAUCAAGAUAAGAAAUAUUUUAAUGUAAUACUUUUAAAGAUCAAAAUUAAUACAGAAGUCCACGAUGAACAAAAUAUCAAAAAUUUAAUUAAAGACAGGAUCAGUUUCCAUACCAAGGCAUUUUUGGAGCCUGAGGCUAAAAGAAAAAUCAGUAGUUGUGAUCCUGAGGCAAGUACCUCACGCACCUCCUCUUGCAGAAGAGUAUGUGGAAGCUUGUCAGGCUUCUUGAGAGUCUGACUGGCACAUUUUACUUCCAUAACAUUCUCUUGGCCCAAACAAGUCACAGGGCCAGCCCAGGUUCCAGGGGUUGGGAGGCAAACUCACCUCCCCUCCAGGGAGGAGCAGCAAAAUCAUAUUUCAUAGGGUGUGAAGAAAUGGGGAAUUUUUCCAAUCACCCACUGGCAGCAGAGAAGCAGACCCAAGGCUCAGGCCUUGCUUUCACUCUACCAGCUGAAGGCGCUGAAUGAGACUGUUUGCUAAAGCCCACUCCUGUGUUCGCUGUGGGAUUCUGAUUUGUAGAGACGACAUAGCAAUGAGACAGAGAAGUUAAUGCCACUGAAAGAAGUUUUUAUGGCUUGCAUUUCCCUCGAGAAGGGGGACUGCCCACCAUGCAGGGCCACAUAGGGAAGCACCCAGUUUGUAAGGAAAGACUUAGGAACUACCACAGAUUGGAAGAAACUAAGGUGACAUGAUGACUAAGUGCAAUGUGGGAUGCUAGAUGGGAUCCUGGAACAGAAAAAGGACAUUAGUGGAAAGACUGGGGAAAUUCAAAGUGGUCUAUAGUUAAGUGAUUUGCACCAACAUGAAUUUUCUAGUUUUAAUAAUUGUACUAUGGUCAGGUAAGAUGUUGAUGUUAGGGGAAACUGGGUGAGGGAUAUAAAGGGAACGCUAGCAUUUUUGCAAUGCUCUAACUUUUCUGCAAGUCUAAAAUUAGCUAAUAAAAAGUUAACAAUAAAACUAUAAAAGAAGGAAAAGAACGGUGUUGUUUCACAGAGUUAAUGGUUUAGCGUGGGAGAGACAAGGUCUCCUUGG